Molecule: messenger RNA, 782 nt
Organism: Nematolebias whitei (Rio pearlfish)
Lineage: Eukaryota; Metazoa; Chordata; Actinopteri; Cyprinodontiformes; Rivulidae
Gene: josd2
Product: Josephin domain containing 2
Exons: 4
Coding region: 1-549 (182 amino acids)
Biological process (GO): protein deubiquitination
Molecular function (GO): cysteine-type deubiquitinase activity
Source: RefSeq, a predicted model, not a curated record
AUGAGCGAAGGAGAGGUGUUUCACGAGAAGCAACGGUUGGAGCUGUGUGCCAUUCAUGCUCUCAACAACGUGCUCCAGGAGCGGGUGUUUACCAAGGAGACAGCCGACGACAUCUGUAAACGGCUGGCCCCACAGUGCGUGGUGAACCCCCACCGCUCGGUGCUGGGCACAGGAAACUACGACGUGAACGUCAUCAUGGCCGCGCUGCAGAGCAGGGACCUGGCUGCGGUGUGGUGGGACAAACGCAGGACGGUCCAGAACCUGUGCAUGUCCAAGGUCCAGGGCUUCAUUCUUAACGUCCCCUCACGAGUAUCUUUGGGCAUCUUGUCCCUCCCGCUCCGGCGGCGCCACUGGCUCGCAGUUCGGCAGGUGAACGGCCAGUACUACAACCUGGACUCCAAGCUGAAGAAUCCCGUGUGCAUCGGGGGAGAGGCGGAGCUACGGACGUUUCUCGGCGAGCAGCUUUCUCAGGACGUGGCAGAGAUGCUCCUGGUGGUCCGACGGGAGGUGGAGGAGGACGGUUCGUGGCUCAACUCUGACAAGGAGUGACGCCUUUUUUUUUUGUGUGUGUAAAGAACACAACUCCUCUGGAAAAAUGACAGACUUGACUUAAAAACAAAACAAAAACUUCAGAAAUUACUUCAGGGAAUGCACUCGAGUACAUUUUAUUAUUCAGGAAAUUCCAAAGAGGAGCAGAGGAUGACGCCGACUCUUGAAAUGAAGAUUGUCAUCGCUGUUAAAGCUUCGUUUACCUCCACUGUCCAUCCUUCUCUGGGUACCUU